Messenger RNA from Penicillium canescens, 1278 nucleotides. Its product is annotated as sphingolipid delta(4)-desaturase family protein. Gene Ontology annotation, molecular function: sphingolipid delta-4 desaturase activity. NCBI's taxonomy places the organism in Eukaryota, Fungi, Ascomycota, Eurotiomycetes, Eurotiales, Aspergillaceae. Gene Ontology annotation, biological process: ceramide biosynthetic process. The coding region runs from base 1 to 1278 and encodes 425 amino acids. Gene Ontology annotation, cellular component: membrane. The record is from RefSeq and is a predicted model, not a curated record. The transcript is spliced from 3 exons.
AUGACCGCGGUCGAAACAGCCACGCCGCAUCUCCGGGUGUCGGCGAAGACGUCCAAAACAGAGCCCGCUUCCACCAGAAUCCAGGCACCCGAGGCUCUGGUCGACGACCACUUCUUCUGGACAUACACCGAAGAGCCACACCGCUCAAGACGCCAGGCAAUUAUCAAGGCCCAUCCGGAGGUCACCAAGCUAUGUGGCCCCGAGCCUCUUACAAAAUGGGUCGUUCUCGGCGUCGUCUCCCUGCAACUCACCUGCGCCUACCUCCUCCGCAACACCUCCAUGCUCGACUGGCGCUUCCUGGCCACGGCAUACGUGAUCGGUGCGACUUGCAAUCAGAACCUGUUCCUUGCCAUCCAUGAGAUUUCUCACAACCUGGCGUUCCGCUCGCCCAUGGCCAACCGCCUGCUGGCCAUCUUCGCAAACUUCCCUAUUGGCGUCCCAUACAGUGCUGCGUUCAGACCUUACCACCUGACCCAUCACAAAUCCCUCGGCGUAACAGGCCUAGACACCGAUCUCCCAACAGCGGUUGAAGCCUUCUUCCUAAACUCUCUGCUAGGAAAGACCUUCUUCUGUACCUUCCAGAUCCUCUUCUACGCCGUGCGCCCAAUGUUUAUCUACAGCCCCCCGUUCACCUACAUACACCUUCUGAACCUAAUCGUCCAACUGAGCUUCGACUACGCCAUAACAAAGCUUUGCAACGGCUCCAUCCAACCAGUCGUAUAUUUCCUGAUGAGCUCCUUCCUCGCUGGUUCCCUACACCCCUGCGCUGGCCACUUCAUCGCCGAGCACUACUUCUUCUCAAACGUCAAGACGGGCGGGACGGAGUCUUUGACCGAGCUCAAGAAGAACGAGAAGUCCACCCCCCACCCGCUUGAUUCCCUUCCUCCUCCGGAGACAUAUUCUUAUUAUGGCCCCCUCAAUAUUCUCACUUACAAUGUGGGUUUGCAUAACGAGCACCAUGAUUUCCCGGCCAUCCCCUGGACGAAAUUGCAUAAGUUGCAUGAGAUUGCGAGAGAAUUCUACGAGCCACUUCCUUGUCAUCGGAGCUGGGUUUGGGUUAUUUGGACUUUCAUCUUGGAUAAGGAUGUUGGUCCGUGGUGCCGUGUGAAGCGCGCGCAGGGUGGUCGGAUUGUUGGUGGUGGGAAGAAGAAUGAUGGUGACUCUGGUGCUGCUUCGAAGCAGGGUACUGGUCGUGGUGGUGAGGGGAUCUCGGCUGCGUCGGCAGGCCCGGCUGGUGAGGAGGGCGAUGGGUGGAAGGAGAGUGAGAUUCAAUGUUAG